AUGGAAGAGAAAAACAGCAUGCCAGCUUAUUUUAAUCCAACAGUAACUUUGUCAAAUACCAGUACUGACAACUCUAAAACAACCAAAGAAAGCUCCAAGCGCAAGAAACGUGCGAUUAAAUUACAAGUAAUGGAAGUGUUUAAAACUACACUUGGACUGCUUCAAACACGUAAACUUCGUAAAGUUGAUAUGCUAUCAGUUUUUACUCCAAAAAAUGACGAAGUUAUUAUUGCUAAAAACUCACCUUCCUUAGUCGUCAAUGACAAUAAUAAUGAAGAGGUUAAAUCAAAAAAUGCGAUUAAAACGUCGACAACAAAAUCACCAAUUAAAUCUACUACAGCAACAACAAUAAACGAUUCAGUUGCACCUGCCGUUGUUACUUCGGUCAAUCCUACUAUCGCUCGUCCAAAACUUUCACGUACGCCGACAACAGAACUUCCGCCAAACUCAGUUAUUGUUCAUGAAGACCACGUGGAAUAUCUUCUUGAACCUCUUCAUCCAUAUUUAUUACUUGGCACUCAUGAUGUAAUCACUCCACUAAGUACCGAUUCAUUCACAUGUCCUAAAUGUCAUGCCCCACAUGCCGUACAUUAUGUGCAUGAAGAUUCGGAGAAAGGUUAUUCCAAGGAUCUUUAUAUUUGUUUGGUGAAUGGUCUGAGCGGAUGUGGAUGGGAAGAUACAAAUGCGCCUGUUGAAGAGGAUACUCAUAGUCAGAUUAAAGCUUCAAUUGGGUUCAAACCUUUAAUUUUGAAUUGA
Molecule: messenger RNA, 756 nt
Organism: Ambispora leptoticha
Lineage: Eukaryota; Fungi; Glomeromycota; Glomeromycetes; Archaeosporales; Ambisporaceae
Source: the annotation of a GenBank genome assembly